Molecule: messenger RNA, 3195 nt
Organism: Didymosphaeria variabile
Lineage: Eukaryota; Fungi; Ascomycota; Dothideomycetes; Pleosporales; Didymosphaeriaceae
Exons: 2
Coding region: 1-3195 (1064 amino acids)
Source: RefSeq, a predicted model, not a curated record
AUGGACCCGGUCACGGCGGUUGGUCUUGUUGCCAACAUUUUACAGUUCGUGGAACUAGGCUGCAAGAUCUUUACCAAUGCGAAAGAGAUCCGGCAUUCGGCGUCUGGGCUGACGCAAAAUGACCAGAGAACGAUGGACGUGAUAAGCGAGAUGCACAGGCUCUCCUUGAAUCUCGAAACACCUGGUAGAGAACCUAGCGACGCAAAUGAGAAGGCACUCUUUAAGCUUGCAUGCGAAUGUCGGAAGCUAUCACACGAGAUUCUGAAGCUACUGGAUAAGACCUCCACGAAAAAUCCUGGUUCUAAGAGCGAAGCCAUACGUUCGACGGUUCGCAGGAUGAGGUCGAACAUCAAAGAUCGAUUGAUAUCGCUCGCCAUUGACAAUGAAACUCAACUAAGCACGAUCAACGACCUGAACGCAAACCUGAAACAUCUUCAUGACCGACUCUCUUCAUCAUCUUCAAGCAACGACGACCUUAUGCAGAAGGUCCGGGAACUCGUGCAGCUUCCACAGGCUGCUAGAGAAGCCGUUGCUCAACAGCAGAUUUUGCGAAUGCUAGACAAUGAUGAUUUCAACCUGCGAUAUGAUAUUGUCGAUAAAGCUCAUCGAGAAACGUUCAGAUGGAUCGUUGAAGAAGGCAAUAAUGCCGAGUCUGAGCGUUUGUCCGAUAGCCGCAAGCUCCUCCGUACAUGGUUAGCUGAGGAGCAGGGAGGAUUUCACAUUGCGGGAAAGUUAGGCUCUGGAAAAUCUACGCUCAUGAAGUUCCUUUUCAGCCACCCCAAAACGGUUUCCGAUUUGCAAGAAUGGUCAGGUACGCGAGAAUUCAAAUCCUCUUUCAGGUCCAUGGUCAGCUUACACUAUCUAGGUACCCGGCGACUUGCUUUCGUCAACUUUUUCUUUUGGAGACCGGGAUCAACAUGGCAAAACUCUGUUAGAGGCCUUCUGCAACAUUUGGUCUACGGCACACUCCGGUCAUGCCCCGAACUCAUUCAGGUUGCAUUUCCGGUUCUUUGGGAAGAAACAGUCCAAUCUUUCAGACACCCUUUCGAGCCAUAUCACUACGAUAGACGCUCGAUCGGGGAUGAGACUAUCCAGACCGCUCUUGGCAAUAUCCUCACUCACGCAAAAGUCCAUAAGACGCACCGAUUGUGCUUCUUUAUAGAUGCUCUUGAUGAGCAGAAUGAUCCAUCACCCCAAAACGACCAUAAAGCUCUAGUAGAAAUGAUACAGAGUUGGAGCGAGUCUUCCGAUGGUGCACUUAAGGUGUGCGUAUCCAGUCGCGAGGAUAACGUUUUCAUGAACGCUUUCAAUCCAAACAGGAGGUUACGACUGCAAGAUUUAACAAGGCAGGAUCUUGAAGAGUACGUCGAUCAGAAGCUUCCAGACAUCCCUUCCACGGAUACGCGUCAGCGGAUUUCAGCUACGAUAGUGGAGCGCUCAUGCGGUAUCUUUCUUUGGGUAGUCUUGGUAGUGAAAGCACUGCGUGAAGCCUUUGAAGACGGACGCGAGUUGAGCGAUUUUGAGGCGGAACUGAAUUGCCUACCGUCCGAACUGGAAGCUCUAUUUGCGUACUUACUCAGGACUAUCCCGGUAUCAAGACGUAGAAACGCGUAUUGUUUCUUAAGACUGAUGCCGUAUCCCACAACUAUCCGCAUCCCUCUACACGGAGUACUGUAUCUGGAAAAGUAUUUGAAGAAUCCCCGUUUCGCUCUUGAAGAAGGCCCAUCUAAGCCCAGAUUUGGCCAGGAUCCACAUUCCAGGGUCUCUCCGCGAGAAGAAGCGGAGCUUGUAAAGGCUCGAAAAACGCUGCAAGGAGAUUGUCGAGGGUUAGUAGAGAGUCAGGAGUAUGAAGGGAAACAUCACGUGGUUUUUACACACAGAUCUGUGCCAGAAUUCCUCGAGAAGCCCGCCACGAAAGAGCUCAUGGGUAGUGAAACCAGUGAUUUCAUCGUCGGGGAAGCUCUUGCUCAGAUGCUGUUGGGACAGCUCCGUGCAGCUGAUGAAAGUAGAGCUGAUAUUGAUCCUCAAUACAAAACGUUAACUUUAGGGUACAUCUUCGACGUUCUCUAUAUAUAUCACGACAAAAAGAGAAGGCAACAUGACCCGACGAACGAAUAUUUGACGGUUCUUGAAAAUGAACUACAACGCAAACGGGUGGCAAUACUCGGGCCAUAUACCUAUUCGCUUCCAGGAUUCGGAGAUAUCCUGAAGUCGUUGUUUCGCAACGAUGACCGCGAUGAACAAGAGGCCACCAGGAUUUUCCAUCCGUGUUACGCGCUAGCUAUUUUUGGGGAUCUCGACUACGUUGAAUGGAAGCUCGAGCAGGAUCCACUGUUAAUGGUACACGCCGGUAACAGAUCGCUGUUGCUUGUUUUCAUGAUCUCAGGACUCACGAGCCGGGACUGCAACUGGUGGGGUCCACAGGUUGUUAGGAUAGCUCAACAACUGCUUGCCAUGGGUUCUCUGGAGAGCCCUCACUGCAUCCUUGCGAUGCUAAUCAUGUGGCUGACACUUUGGCAGUCGGAUGAUCACCAGAAGUUCAUGGGAUCAAAGCCUUUUUUUGGCCCACUGUUUGCUGCGCUGCUCGGAAAGGUUGAAGAAGAGAACCAUUUCGCGAACAAUUUUAGUGUAGAACGCAUGGUCAUGGAUAAAUCAACGGUUCUGGAGGUAUAUUGGAAUGAAGAAAGUCUGACGUAUGAGCAAUAUGGUAACGAUUGCAGGAGAGGACGAGGAAUUGAGCUUGCCCAAGCACUUGGGAAUGAUCGUUUCAAAUUGAGGGAUGUGAUAGAACUUCUGAACUUUGAAAACGGCGAUGAAAUCCUGGCACUCAUCGAUAGGAUCGAGGCGCCAGCGGGCUCUAGCGGUGGGCUAGAUCAGACCGCCGAUACGAGUCGCACUUCUACUUCCCAUACUCAGAUGCGAAACCUGAGCGUGGGGCUCAGCGCUGAGCCGCUUGAGAAGGAUGCUUCUGUUGAGCGCGAGAAACCGAAAGAAGAAGCUGCAGAUGAUUGUGAGGCAACUCCAGUCCAAGCGCUCCGCUGGCAUCUCCGUAGUUCGCUGUCUGGUUUGAGGACAGUAUAUUUCCUGUUUGCUCUCGUAGGUAGGUUGUCUACGCUCCUUAGUCCAUCGCGACCGCUGAUAUACCGACCAGGAAUCCUAUGUGCCUUCCUUGUCUAUCGCGUUCUGUCUGGGUAA